GCAAGGUGGUAACGUUAGGCUAUAUCAAGGAACUCAAAAUACGUAGUAAAUAUCUUGGUGUUACAAACUAAAAAAGAUGAGAAACGAAAGCAGAUAAUAUACGAGUCUUACUUAGGACUUAGGCUCCUUUUAGUGUUGGUUUUAACUCAGUCAAUGAGCAUGGAUUAGCUAACUAGCAAGCUAUUAGUGCUUCAGGUGUUUAGCCGGCUAGCCUACAAAACUUGUUAAAGACUUUUGCCCUUGUGUGACUUUUAGUAUGGACAAUAGCACCGUUUAUGUCCGAGAAAGAGGCAGCCUUCGUCGUGUCGGUGACAUAGUCCUAGCACAGCCAAAGCCAGUGUCAUCAUGCAGGAGGACAAAUCCAUUUGUGCUGAGAAAAGAGCACUUCAUAUUCACCUAUAAUGCAGAGGGGAGUCUGAGAUACACCACAAAAUCUCUCUUUAACAUCACUCUGUUAUUCGUGGCUGAUAACAUCCACCACGUGGACUCUCUGGUGGGCUUCCCCGAGCAGAUAGGAGACAGACUUUUUGCAGCAGCAGAGGAGAAUCGUGUGUUUUUAAACGCAGACGUUUCUCCAAAAGCCUUGCAGUUAUUCAGUGAUGCAUAUGGGGAGAUGGUGCUCGGAUCACUAUGUCUAAGAAAUAAAUUUCCACUUUUGCACGAAAGAAUGAAUGAAAUCAAAACAUUUCAUAGUUUGAAGUCUCUGGAUCUGUUUGGCUGCAGACUGGGAGAUGAUCAUGAGAUAUUUCAGCAUCUAACAUCCAGCUCUUUGGCGAGCAGCCUGAUUCAGCUUUUCAUUGGCGGGAACAGUCUGUCAGAUGUCGGUCUACAAAGACUGACAGCACCUGUCCGAAUGCUGAGGAAGGGACUGGACCGUCUUCAGUUACUUGAUGUUUCCUACAACCCUAUCUCAGUGAGGGCUCUCAGAUAUCUCACAUGCCUCCCCAAACUUGAAAAUCUUGAUGUAUCUGGGACCAGUUUGAAGCUUGGCACAGGACUGAAGGCCGCCAUAUGGGACCUGUUGGGGCUCAUGUAUUCAGAGAAACCACUGGACACCUUUGAUCACUCAAGAUGUAAAACAGCAGGUUGGGCAGAGCAGGUUGUAAACCAGUGGGAAACAAACAGCUCGCAAAUGCCAAAACAGAAGAAAAUUGACGAAUCCAGAACAUCAGCACUUCGCUUUUUCGGCAGGCAGAAGUUUGUCAGAGAAGUACUGAACGCAGCCCCUUUGGUAUGUGAGAGCGAGGAAGACGCCAAAACAGAGCGACUGCAUUUCUUCAAACCUGCAGAAAACAAUCACAAACCAGAAAAACAGACUCCUUCUACAUCAAAUCACCAAGCGAAGCCUUGCUGGCACAAUAUCAAAAAAAGGCAGCGUCAGUCAGAAAGGCGUGACAGUUCACAUCAAAGUCCUCCACCAAAACGUUUGUCCUCACCUUCAGCUCUUACUGCAGAGGACAUGGACUUGUUGAACAGCUACUGAAGAAUGCUGCCAUGUAGCAUUCCUCAAACAGCAAUUUAGGUGUGUUGCUAAAUCGGUGACAUCUAGGCUCAAGUGAAAAAGAACAUUUUCCAAGAUGAUUCACACUGGUAAACUGUAGACACUUUCUCUUGGAUACAGGUGCUGUUGUAUGUAUGUAUGUAUGUAUGUAUGUAUAUUUGUAAAUAAA
This is a messenger RNA of Plectropomus leopardus (leopard coralgrouper), 1670 nucleotides long. It is a transcript of the gene lrrc42, whose product is annotated as leucine rich repeat containing 42. Gene Ontology annotation, molecular function: protein binding. The record is from RefSeq and is a predicted model, not a curated record. Lineage: Eukaryota; Metazoa; Chordata; Actinopteri; Perciformes; Serranidae.